Messenger RNA from Orcinus orca (killer whale), 4471 nucleotides. It is a transcript of the gene GRK1, whose product is annotated as G protein-coupled receptor kinase 1. The transcript has 8 exons. Gene Ontology annotation, biological process: signal transduction; protein phosphorylation; regulation of opsin-mediated signaling pathway. Gene Ontology annotation, cellular component: cytoplasm. Bases 1641 to 3335 code for a protein of 564 amino acids. Lineage: Eukaryota; Metazoa; Chordata; Mammalia; Artiodactyla; Delphinidae. The record is from RefSeq and is a predicted model, not a curated record. Gene Ontology annotation, molecular function: rhodopsin kinase activity; ATP binding.
GAUUCGUGUCCCCGCACUGCUGGGAGGCGCUGUCUGGGGACACACGGUGAGAGACACCGUAGAAGGGGCUCCGGUCCACAACACGCCUUGGAGCCGGAGCCGCCGACCCGUCUGAACACUGACGGGUUAAAGAAAAGGCAGGAAGGGUUUGAAGAGAUCAGCUCAAGGUCGCCUGCUAGUGAGUGCCAGGCUGGACGCACCAACCCACCUGCUCAGCUGCAAGUUCUUAUUUCUGCUUCCCCGACUGCUACACAGAGUCCGCCUGUCUCCCCAUACCCACUGACAGAAUCUCACUGACCUCUCGACCCUCUCCUCCCUGCGUGGGGUUGCUUACCCGGCCUCUUCUGGCUGGGGUGUUCUUCAUUUCUGUGGCCCUUCUCUUCCUCCCCUCUCUAAACUGUAGCCAACCCCCAUCACUUGCUUGUCAUUCUUUCCCAUACAUGUACCAAGCACCUACUGUGUACUAGAACAAGGCAGACAAGGCCAUACCCAGGUGUGCCCCUGGUGUGUCCCAAGUGUCCUCCAGCUGUGUCCCAGCUGUCUCAGGUGUGUCCCAACCAUGCCCCAGGUAUGUCCCAGGUAUGUCUCAGGUAUCCCCCAGGUCUGCCUCAGGUGUGUCCCAGGUGUCCUCCAGCUGUGUCCCAGCUGUGCCCCAGCUAUGUCCCAGGUGUGUCUUAGGUGUGCCCCCAGUGAGUCUCAGGUGAGCCCCAGGUGUGUCCGAAGUGUCCCUCAGGUGUGCCCCAGGUGUGCCCCAGGUAUGUCUCAGGUGUCCCCCAGGUGUGUCUCAGGUGUGCCCCUGGUGUGUCCCUGGCCUCUUCGUUCCCUUCUCUCUCCUGCCUCUCUCUGUGUGGGACCUCAGCCUGGGUGUAGCUGGUGUCUCCUGCAUCCCCGUCCUAAUUUCACCUGAACCUUUCUCUUGGCGUUUCUCCUUCACCAGCCAGCACAGCCCAGGUGAGGGCAGGGGCUGAUGUGAAGCUGAUCCCUGGGCAAGGGCCGGGGUUACGUUAGGUCAUCAGAGCCGCCAGCAUGACACAGCUGCUCUCAGCGUCAGGUCAGGACAAAUGUUGGUCCUCACAUAGUGACCAGUCCCCUGGCCAGGGGUCUCACCCGUGGACGCCCAGAAAGCCUGUUCCUAAACUCCUAUCAUCAGCUGGUUUUAUUCUCACUCGCGGGUUUUCUAAAGAAAAAAAUGACACAUAGUGGGGAAAACACCAGCCAUCUUUGUGAAUUCAGGUUUCUCCUGGGCCCCCUCCCUUCACCUGGGCCCCGUGUCCCCACCAGGAAACAGGCGGAGGGUCCAGCUCAUCUGCGCGGGCCAGCGGGCCGGACGGGGAGGCUCGGGGCUCCCGUGCGCUGGGCCUGGGCCAGGUGUGUCCUUCCCGCGGGAAGGAGCGGGGCAGGUGGCCCGUCUAAUCCCUGCGAGCGGCUUAGGGAUUGUCUUUUUCUGGCACCUGCUCCGCCCUGUGCGCCCUCCACUCCAGCCGGGAUUUCGCCUGAGCUGGGUCAGCGGGCUUCCUGGGGCUCCCGGUGCCCGGCCAUCCUCCUGUCCGCAGAGGGUGGGAACGGGCCAGAGGCCAAGGGCAGUGGGUUAGGCCGGCUUGGGACGUGGGAGCCGGACGCGGAGGGAGGCCGGCGCCAGGAUGGAUUUCGGGUCCCUGGAGACGGUGGUGGCCAACUCGGCCUUCAUUGCUGCCCGGGCCAGCUUCGACGCGAGCAGCGGCCCGACCUCCCGGGACAGGAAGUACCUGGCCCGGCUCAAGCUGCCCCCGCUGUCCAAGUGCGGGGCGCUGCAGGCGAGCCUGGACCUGGGCUUCGAGAGCGUGUGCUCGGAGCAGCCCAUCGGCAAGCGGCUCUUCCAGCAGUUCCUGCAGGCCCAGGAGCAGCACGUGCCGGCCCUGGAGCUCUGGAGGGACAUCGAGGUCUACAACACCGCCGGUGACGACCUCCGGCCGCAGAAGGCCCAGGCCAUCCGGGCCGAGUACCUGGACCCCCAGGCCAAGCUCUUCUGCGGCUUCCUGGACAAGGAGAUGGUGGCGCAGGUCCGGGAGGGGCCGGCGGGGGCCGGGGACGGGCUCUUCCAGCCCCUCCUGCAGGCCACCCUGGCGCACCUGAGCCAGGUCCCCUUCCAGCAGUACCUGGACAGCCUGUACUUCCAGCGCUUCCUGCAGUGGAAGUGGUUGGAGGCCCAGCCCGUGGGCGAGGACUGGUUCCUGGACUUCAGGGUCCUGGGGCGGGGAGGCUUUGGGGAGGUGUCUGCCUGCCAGAUGAAGGCCACCGGGAAGAUGUACGCCUGCAAAAAGCUGAACAAGAAGCGGCUGAAGAAGAGGAAGGGGUACAAGGGCGCGAUGGUGGAGAAGAAGAUUCUUGCCAAAGUCCACAGCAGGUUCAUCGUGUCUCUGGCCUACGCCUUUGAAACCAAAACCGACCUCUGUCUGGUGAUGACCGUCAUGAAUGGAGGCGACAUAAGGUACCACAUCUACAACGUGGACGAGGAGAACCCCGGCUUCCCGGAGGCGCGCGCCCUCUUCUACACGGCCCAGAUCAUCAGCGGCCUAGAGCACCUGCACCAGCGAGGAAUCAUCUACCGAGACCUCAAGCCCGAGAACGUGCUCCUGGACGACGACGGCAACAUCCGAAUUUCUGACCUUGGGCUGGCCGUGGAGCUGAAGGAAGGGCAGACCAAGACCAAGGGCUAUGCGGGGACGCCAGGCUUCAUGGCCCCGGAGCUCUUGCGGGGUGAGGAGUACGACUUUGCCGUGGAUUACUUCUCCCUGGGGGUCACGCUGUACGAGAUGAUCGCGGCCAGAGGCCCCUUCCGAGCCCGCGGAGAGAAGGUGGAGAACAAGGAACUGAAGCAGCGGGUCCUGGAGGAGGCGGUCACCUACCCCGACAAGUUCAGCCAGGCCUGCAAGGACUUCUGCGAGGCGCUGCUGCAGAAGGACCCCGAGAGGCGCCUGGGCUUCAGGGACGGCUCCUGUGAUGGGCUCCGCGCCAGCCCCCUCUUCAGAGACAUCAGCUGGCGGCAGCUGGAGGCCGGGAUGCUGACCCCCCCCUUCGUCCCAGACUCCAGGACUGUCUAUGCAAAGAACAUCCAGGAUGUGGGUGCCUUUUCCACAGUCAGGGGUGUGGCCUUUGACAAAGAGGACACAGAAUUCUUCCAGGAAUUCGCCACCGGCACCUGCCCCAUCCCCUGGCAGGAGGAGAUGAUCGAGAAGGGCAUCUUUGGGGACCUGAACGUGUGGCGGCCUGACGGGCAGAUGCCCGACGACAUGAAGGGGAUCUCCGUGCCGGAGGCGGCCCCCUCGUCCAAGUCGGGGUUGUGUCUGGUUUGCUAGGCCAGCUGCAGCGCCUCAUGGGUCAGCUGAGCCCCUCCCGCCAGGCCGCUGCAUGGCUGUGGCCCGGCGCUCAGCACAGGCAGGACAGAGGAAGCCGGUCCAGCCCGGCCUCCCGCGCAGGGUCAGGAGUGCCAGCAGUAGAUAGCCUACCUCUUUUGCACCCUUUCACUCAAAAAGGAUCCGGUGGUCCCAGGACGGAAUGCACCAGCGACGUGUGGCUCUCCAGGCCCUGGAGCGGACGUGCAAGCUGGCGGCGGCUUGGGCGGCGAGAGUGAAGACUCAGUUCGGGCUCCCUGCACCGCAGCUGCAGCUUCGCAGGCCCUGCCUUCUCUGGGCUGGUUCAGAGGUCGGCAAACCCUGGCCUGUGGGCUUGCGGGCUCCGCUGGGAGGCCCGGACUGUGCGCCGGCCCGGUUUCCCUUAGCGCCCAGCUCCUGGCCCCGCCCCUAGCUGUCGGGUCACUGCUGGGGCUGAGCUGGUCCCCGCCCACACGUUGGGGAUGCCAUCUGCACAUCUGCCGGUGCUGAGUCUCCAGCGGGGUCCCCUUGCCGGCCGGGGCCUGGGCGUCCAGGAGGAGGGGAAGGGACAGGGGCCUGGGGGUGACGCUGACCGCGGUGGUCACCCCCUUGGCUUCUCCUCAUCCUGAGACCAUCGCCAGUUGAUGACAACUGGACACAAGCUGCCCACCCCCGGCAGACAGAACGGGCCAGCGGCUGUCUCCCCGCACCCGGCACCUGCUUCCCACCCCAACUCUGCCUCUUGUCCUGCAAGGCCUGGCCCUCUCCUGGCCUCCCUCCUGGGGCCAGGAGGGCUGGUGUUGCUGCGUGGGGUUUGCUGCCUGACGGCCGGGAGCAGUCCCCUCCCUUUCUUGAGCGCCUCUGCCCUCAGAGUGUCACGCCGAGUGUGGCUAGCACCCCUGCCAUCUGCUCCCCCAGCAGCCUCGGGACAGGAGUGACCCUGAGGGGCACGACCUUGGAGGCUGCGGCCCAGCCACCUGGGACCAGUGGCCCCGCUGGCCUGGAGCCACUGCAGGAGGCUGGCCCCGGGCUGUUGUGGCUCAGACAGCCAUCAGGUGGAAGAGGCCGGCUCGUUGGUGGGGAUGUUUCAGCGUAUCUUCGGGUCCCUUGUGCACCGAGGG